Messenger RNA from Schistocerca nitens (vagrant locust), 1437 nucleotides. RefSeq lists its product as uncharacterized. The coding region runs from base 1 to 1437 and encodes 478 amino acids. The transcript has 7 exons. The record is from RefSeq and is a predicted model, not a curated record. NCBI's taxonomy places the organism in Eukaryota, Metazoa, Arthropoda, Insecta, Orthoptera, Acrididae.
AUGCUGUCGCUGAGCGAGCAGCGGCGCAGCCUGGCGGAGCAGCUGGAGGAGGCCGGCGGGGAGCGCGCGCGCCUGCAGCUGGCGCUGUCUGCCGGCGGCUGGCGGCGGGGGCUCUUCUGCGCGCCCCUCGCCGGCCUGGGGCCCUCCGCAGAGGAGGCCUCGCGCCGCAUCCUGCACCACUGCGGCCGCAACAAGCAGCUGGCGCGCGACCUGCGGGAAGCAGAGCGCCGGCUGGAGCGUGCAGAGUGCGGGCUGCUGCGCGUGCAGGAGAACCUGGCCUUGGCGUCGCGACGCGUCGACCAGAAACGGAGCGACGCCCGGCAGGUGGCGCGCCUGGCGGCCGAGCUUCGCGCCGCCGCCGCAGACACGGAUGCGGCGCUGGCGGAAGCCCGACGCAAGAGGCGCGCGCUCUCCAAGCGGCUGCGGCACACCAACAGGGCCGUGGAACGAGCGUUGGUGCCAGAUGAGCAUUUGGUAUCGGCUUUCCAGCCACCGACGCCAGGGCACGCCUCUGCCUACAAAGCCUUACAGCUACGCGUGAAGUUGCUGGAUCUGGAACAGCAGCUGGAGAAACAACACCGUGAGGGCGGCCGCCUUCCUUGCAGCAUACAGGACAUCCCGAGGCACGAGGAGGCGCAGGUCGGGAGUCUGCUCCAGCUGCAAGACGACCUCCAGCAGCAACAGCUGCUGGCAGACGCCAAGGCGCGCGCCUGCCAGGAGGCGCAGCUGCGGGUCCAGCACCUACACCUCCAGAUGGCUCAGAUAGCAGCAGCGGCGCGGGAGCGGCUGGACUCGAGGCUCCCUCUGAUGGAAGGUCUGGAGGCGGCGUGGCAGGGGGAGCGGCGCGAGCACGCGGCCCGCCUGCAGCAGAUGGCGGAGCACGAGGAGGCGUGCGCCGUGGCCGAGGGCGUGCUGGACACGGCGCUCAGCCACAGCGCCUCCACCGCCCGCGCCGUCAGCGACGAGCUGCAGCGCUACGAGAGCCAGGUCAGCGCGCUCUCCUCCGUCGCCGAGACGCUGCUCGCCGCGCGCCAGUGGAAGAACCUGUGGCUGCGGCUGCGGGAGGCGGAGGCGCGCAGCCGCCAGAUCCACACCAACCUGCAGGCCGACCGCCGCCUCGCCGCCGCCCUCGACGCGCGCCUCCACCUCUGCCAGCAGCACAAGGCCUCCUCCUCGAUUUCGCUGGGCGGAGAGGCGACGACGGUGCGCGCCGAGUUCCUGGAGGCGGAGGCGCGCGACGUGCGCGUGUCGGUGGCGCAGGCGGCGGAGGACACGGCGCGCCUCGAGGUGGUGUGCGCGCGGGAGACGGAGCGCGUGCGCCUGCUGUACGAGCACGCCAUCGGCAUCCCGCUCUGCGACCCGGACGCACAGGGCAGCGCCGCCGCCGCCGCCGCCGCCGCUGCCGCCGCCUUCGGCGAGGGCCGCAUCUCACUAUAA